Pollicipes pollicipes is the source of this 792-nucleotide messenger RNA. RefSeq lists its product as uncharacterized. Lineage: Eukaryota; Metazoa; Arthropoda; Thecostraca; Pollicipedomorpha; Pollicipedidae. Bases 104 to 523 code for a protein of 139 amino acids. The transcript is spliced from 4 exons. The record is from RefSeq and is a predicted model, not a curated record.
UAUAGGACGGGGCGGCGGGGCUGGGAGUCAGCAGGUGUCUCCGCUCCUCCGGUGCUGGUCUUCUGCACGCAUCUCCAGCAUCGGCUGCCCCAGGUGGAUCAGCAUGCGCGCCCUCUUGGCCAUCCUGUGCCAGCUGGCGACGCUGACGAUCGCUCAGGACCGUGAGUAUAAGAUCUGGGAUGCCAGCUACGGCAACCUCAUCUGCUUCAGCUGCUCGCUGGACUUCCGCUGGAAGCGCUUCAACGGACGCGAUCCCUGCUUAGGGCUGUACGAGCCGCUGAACAAGACCAACCUGGUGCGCUGCGGGCAGAACGAGAUCUUCUGCAAGGAGGACUUUCUGACGGGCAACGGGGUAUUGUGGACCGUGCACCGCCAGUGCACGGCCAUCUGCUACGCCGGGUGCCGCCCGCGCGGGUUCGGCAUCACCCACACCACCUGCACGCGCUGCUGCACCAAGCACGGCUGCAACUCCAGCCCGCCCGACCAGCUAGGCAGCGGUUACCAAUCCAAGAAGCGCAACUAGCGGCGACGCCGCACCGUUGUCGCCGCUGCGGUCUUGCGAAAAUGUUUGUGUGGGUUCCCGGUAGGUUUUGCGAGGUUUCUGCGCGUUUGCGAGGCGUCGUUAUUUUUGGGGAAGGUUGAACCCGGCCUUACAUGGGCGGUUAUGCGCCAACGCAGGUUUUGCCGCUGUUGUAUGCGCCAUUGUUUCGGAGUUUUCCAUUGGCACGUGCGAUGCUCGAGCGGUGCGCCGCCGAUGUGCGGUCGUUGCUCUCUGACAGCUGUCGCUCCGGG